CCCCUCUUCUCGCUUGGACUCGUUCUUCUUUUUUUCCACACUACGAUUAAUUUUUUUUGCUCUCUCCUCUCCUUUAUUCUCUUAAAAUAUAUACUUUUCGAAAGUCGCCACAUACGACCUUUACUUUGUCAUUUUCCAGCUGCUACAUCAAUUUUUAGAGGCUGUCUUUCGCAUAGCUAUUACGGUUUUACCGCCUUUUGACAACUAUGUCAUAUACUGCUGGCACUCCCAACAUCCCCACAAUCACCAAUACAACAUCACUUGUAGCCAAUAGUUCAGUGCAUACCACCACCACGUACAUCUCGCAUGAUGGGACUAGUAUUAUAACAAUUGGAAACUCUACUACAAUCAUUCGACCAAACAUAGACACUACAAAUUUAACCGAAAUCAGGGUUGGAAUACUACUGCCCUUUAGUCAGACCGAAGAUAAUUUCACGCAUGAAAUCGUAUGGGGUGGUACAUCUGCCAUUCGUAUGGCUGCUCAUGAAAUCAAUACCCAAGGCAUUAUUCCAGGAGGAUAUAUUACGUUGAUUGAAAAAGAUUCAUUUCCAACCAAUGGCCUCGGUCAGACAUCCGUUACCGACGCAGUCUACGCGGCCGUCACGUUGCUCCAACAAGGUGUAGUCGGAGUGAUCGGCGAUGUUUCUAGUUCAUGGACCAGUUUGAGUGCAUUGAUGACCGGAGCGUUACAAAUUCCGCAAUGUUCAUUUUCUGCCAGCGCCAUCUCUCUUUCCGACAAGAGUCAGUAUCAAUAUUUUUUUAGAACCAUCCCAACGCAAAUUAUAUUUGCAGAUACCAUGUUAGCUUAUGUUGCGAGUCAGGGGUGGGACAAAGUCUCCAUCUUGUAUUCGGACGAUGCACUCGGGCAACAACUAUGCGAAGAAGCUAUCAUCAAAGCCGGACUCAUGAACAUUCACAUCGUCACCUAUCAAGCUUUUUAUAAGAACGGAAUCCAGUCCGAUAUUGCAUCCACUCUAAAAAAUUUCACAGACUCUGGUGCUCGCAUUAUUAUUGUGGCUGCGGUUGGCGAUCCUCAAAAUGCUAUAAUGGUCCAAGCUGCCUCAAUGGGUUACAUGGACGAUUCUUACGUCUGGCUCUUGAUUGGUGCAGUUGGUUCGACUUUGGAAAAUGCCGUUAGCACUUACAAUACCGAUGUCAUACAGCGUAUUGCUAAUGGCACUGCAGCCUCCAACAGUGUUUCCUCAGCUGUCGCUGCUGCAUCCGAUCCAAUGAUGGUGGAAGCUUUGCAAACCAAAAAUAUGUCACUCAUUGACUUUAACCAAACAUUUACUGGCGUCGUACUGUUUGAUACCUGGCUAACACCAGACGGAUAUCCACCGUACGAGAGUUUCCUGGACAGAUGGGCUGCCCUUGAUCCAAUAGAUUACCCCUAUGCCGGCGUACGCAAUAUUACAACAAAUGAAGGGUUGGCAUAUUCCUGUAUGAAAGUACUUGCAGGCGGAUUCAAUACGACACUAUCUAACGCCACGAACUCUUCUGUUGCUCUCACUCAAUUGGCAACGGGACAGCUUGGAAAAUACAUGACACCGCUAGCAUUCAACGUAGGUUACGUUGGUCCUGAAGGUCCCAUCAUCCUUGAUGCGAAUGGCGAUGUCACUCAAUCGAACUUUCUAGUCUAUAACUUACAAUGGGGAAAUCAAGUUGUGAUCGGAAAUAGUAUCAGUGGAGAAAUGGAUAUUUUUUUACCACCUAUGUACGCUGGCGGAUCCUAUGUGAAACCAGCAGAUUCUCCUCCAAGUGUGGCUUUGAACCCAACCAUUACUAGUCCUGCUGGUAUGGUGAUCUUCAUCAUUUCGGCGGCAGGUAUUUUAUUUGCUCUCGGAACCAUGACUCUGGUCAUUGCUUUUAGAAAACACGAAGUCUUCAAAGCUUCAAGUCCAAUAUUCUGCUGCCUGGAACUCAUUGGAUUUAUGCUAACCUAUGCGAACGUCAUCUUGAUGAUUGGUGUUCCUACCACUAUCACUUGUUAUAUGUCACCUAUUGUAUUCAACCUCGGAUUUGUUCUUGUACUUGGUAAUAUGGUCGCCAAAAAUUUUAGAAUAUACCGCAUCUUCAACAACAUCUUUAUUACACGAACUGUCAUUACCGACUUUCAACUUAUCAAAGCAUCUAGUAUUAUUAUUACCGUCAGCAUGGCUAUCCUGGGAGUAGGUCUUGCAGUAGCGCCUCCUUCGCCAACUGCUGUGGAAGUGUCCAGUACGCAACAUUAUUGGUCCUGUGAUGCUACAGGUCCAGCCAAGGUGCCGUUCCAAGCGCUUACACUUACAUUUGCCGGCCUACUGGUUGGCUUUGCAACGUUUCUUGCAUAUAAGACACGGUUGGUAGGAACAAAUUACAGCAAAUACAAUGAAUGCCGGCAAAUCGGAUUUUCCGUGUACAACAUCAUGUUCUCAGCUAUGAUUGGGUUUAUCGUCACGGUUAACUCCAUGCUAGAUUACUUUACGCGGUUUUAUAUCACGGUGGUGACCAUUCUAUGGGGUUGUAGUGUAUCGUUUUUGAUAUUAUUUCUCCCCAAACUGCACGAAUUCUUUAAACACCAGCGAAGUCAUAAGUCGCCGUCUGGAACCAGUAGUGAUGCAGAACUCAAACCAUCGCAGGAACAUAACGCCUAUUCCAUGUUCCCAUCCUCUUCGGCUGUGACGACUGGAUUCCAACUGCACAGUAAUCAUGAAUUUGACGGAGAGCUAAUUAGCCUAGACCAAAUCUUAGCGUCGGAUCCACCAAUGUUAUCCAGACACCGAAAAGGUUCCUUAGGCAGCACAUUUGUAGAUGAAAACGGGAAAUCCACUGGCAGUUUUAUCGAAGCUCAUGAAGGCAAGAUGCCUAUGCGACGUGUGUUUCGAUACUUUCCUUUCUUAGCGCAAUGGGAGAUGUUGCACAUCAUGGUAUUUCCUUGGUCUGGGUAUUUUUCUUUCUUUUCGACCAAAUCAUCCAAAGGCAGCAUCUUCGCUUACAACCAGACGUCUGUGUUUUCUUGCGAGCCUGGGAACUACGUGUUCAAAGUCCAUGGGAUCGGGUGGUACGAUGCUUAUGUGCAGGUGCAUGAUCGUGAGGCUUUAGACACUUGGCGACGUUGGUUCGACCGUCGUCAUGACUCGGGAACAGUAGUCGAUUCGUCCACACUGAUGGCACGUUUACGACGAGGAUCAAGUCCUGGGCUUCUUGGCAUGACGAUUGAAGAAUGCGACGAUAACGAACCAACCAACACAACUCAUAUGCUUGGUUCAGGGAUAUCCCGUCAAUACUUACUAGACCGUCGUCCCAGUGAUCAGACCAUGGAAAGUAGCUUGACGGGUAGCAUGGAGAGCGCUGGCAGCACUCCAAUGUCGACCGCGAAACCACGUGCACCGCCCAGUUUCCUAAAUCAUCCUUCGACUUUGGAAGACUUGGACGAUGAUAUCACAUUUGCAUUCGAAGGCUAUGACAACGACCUUUCGCAUAUUGCGCAGCAGCAUCCGCUGGAUCGGGUUGCUGCUGAACUUCGACACAAUGCUCGAUCGACACCGCAUCAUCGCAUCCAAGACCUUGAAGAAAGUCGCCGCCGCGGAAGUGAAUGUACGCUAGAUGAGCGUCUCUACCUACACGCUGAUCUGUCACAAACCUUACACAAUUUUAAACCACCAAGAUAGGUUUUUUAUUAUAUCUUUGCAUAUUUGUUAUAUAUAUUUUUGU
This is a messenger RNA of Umbelopsis ramanniana AG, 3693 nucleotides long. RefSeq lists its product as uncharacterized. Gene Ontology annotation, molecular function: G protein-coupled GABA receptor activity. Gene Ontology annotation, biological process: gamma-aminobutyric acid signaling pathway; G protein-coupled receptor signaling pathway. The coding region runs from base 207 to 3650 and encodes 1147 amino acids. Lineage: Eukaryota; Fungi; Mucoromycota; Umbelopsidomycetes; Umbelopsidales; Umbelopsidaceae. Gene Ontology annotation, cellular component: G protein-coupled receptor heterodimeric complex; membrane. The record is from RefSeq and is a predicted model, not a curated record. The transcript has 14 exons.